Cercospora beticola is the source of this 2484-nucleotide messenger RNA. It is a transcript of the gene RBS1, whose product is annotated as Rbs1p. NCBI's taxonomy places the organism in Eukaryota, Fungi, Ascomycota, Dothideomycetes, Mycosphaerellales, Mycosphaerellaceae. Gene Ontology annotation, biological process: galactose metabolic process. The record is from RefSeq and is a predicted model, not a curated record. Gene Ontology annotation, molecular function: nucleic acid binding.
AUGGCUUCUACUAUGGCAUCGGGCUCAGCGGACGUCAAGAAGGAAAAGCUGUCCUUUGCAAAGAUUGCCGCUGCUGGAAUCAAGCCGCCAACCGCACCCAAGCAUACAAAAACCAAUUCUUCCACGGAUUCACCACACGAAGUAUCUCCCGCGCCACCAGAUGGUGCGACUGCCGCUCCCUCCAAUGGAAUUGCAUUACCUCAGAGUAUGCUCAAGCCGAAGAAACUGAUCCAGCUUGCUUCGCGUGAUCAUAGAGACUUGUCCGUGACUUCUGCUCCUGGACCGCAAGUUCGAAUCCAGAUGGCGGACAGAGAGAGACCUCAAUCUGCCGAAGCGUCGUCUGCACAUGCCGAGGACGAGUCCUCAAGUGAUUCAAACAAGCCUCCAAGCAUGGAUGGCAAAAGCGUCGCUUCGGGCACCACAUUCAAUGCCUUGGAUGAGAAAGAAUCCCUUCGCCCAGACGACAGCGCCAGUGUUAAGGCCGUUGAGGACGAAGAUCUGUACUCGGCGCCUGGCUCUGGCAUGCCAUCACGAAUUGGCUCAGAUGAUGGCGUUCGCGCCUUUCGCGAUCAACUGCGCGAGAUCUCUGCCAUGGAGCCGACAAGACGUGAGGGACCUGUACCUACCUACGGAGCUGUAGCAAAAGGCGUUCUAUACGUUCCACCUCAGGGGCCUGGCAUUGGCUCAAUCCCCGGCAUCGCACGCAACGGUGUCGUGACAAAUCCCACUCUCGAAUGUCCACCAGACCAAAAACUACUUGAGGCACUCGAGAACCCCCGAGACCGUGUUUGGGUGUUGAAAUUGGAACAAGACGUGAUUGACUUUGUCAAAGACGCGAAGGAGUCUUCUCUCACACUUCCGCAAUGCCACUCCUUCUAUCGACUGCUUGCGCAUAAAAUGGCGGAUUACUACAUGCUCGGUCAUCUCAUCGACGACAAUUCUGCAGCUGUUCGGCUCUACAAGACUCCCAAUUGCAGGAUCCCGCCUCCUUUGACCGGAAUCACUGCACCUUCAACAGCGGCUAGUACACCACCCCCGACUGCACCUGCGAUGAAGAUCUUACGGCGCAGCGACAGAGAUGGUCCAGCCAUCGCCAACGGCUCAGGCAUACCCUCUAAGAACGGGUCUGAGAACGGCGAGAGUGGCGACGAGAAGAAGAAGGGACCUCAAACGCGUGAGGAAAGAGAGGCCAGAUACGAAGCUGCUCGGCUACGGAUCAUGGGCUCGGCGAAGCCCACUGAGUCACCUGAAACGCCCAAAGACAAGCAAGAUUCCAGGUCCAGCUCCGCAGCUGGCAAGAAGAGCAAGAAAAAGGCUCGCGCAGACGAUGAUGAUGGCUUCGAAGCACGCUCUGCAUACAGCAACUAUUUCACUGCAUCUUUUGGGUCGGACGGAAUUUCUACACCUGCUUAUGGUUUCACCGGGGCCACCGAGCAGUCGGCAAGCCAGUUUCAAGCAAUCUACGGUCAACAGUCACAGGCUGGCCCGUAUACUCAAAUGCCUGUAUCGACUGCUGGCGCUCAGCAGUGGGGUCAACAGUCCUACCAGAACCUUGAUCCAACACAGGUAUGGGCGCAGGGCCAGGCAGGCGCCUACGAUCUAGCCUCCGACUAUCAACGGAUGUCCUUCCAAAACCAGGUACCAUCACAACAGAGUCAUAACAUGACCUAUGGACAGGGCUUAGGAUCGACCUAUGGUCAGCAGUACUAUUCGCCUCAGCAAAGCUGGCAACAACAGCAGUAUAAUAUGCCUACGCAAGGUACCCAACCCGGCUAUUCGUACGGCGCGAGCUUCAGUACACCCGCCAGCUCGGCAGCGGAGCCUUAUCAGUAUGGCCAGCUUCCCAGCCAAGCGUUCCCAGGUCGACCUGCCAACUCCAACGAGCAUCCACUUCCUGGGAGUUACAAGGGCAAAAACUUCAAUCCCCAAAGUCAGACCUUUGUGCCGGGGCAGACGAACGAUAGGCCCGUCACGCCUCACGGUGCGCCCAGUACUCCCGGAAGUUUCCGCCAGCAGCUCCAAUCACAAUCUCCCGGACAACUUGUUCGUCAUACAUCUGCUCAAUCGCAGGCAUCCUCGUUUGGUUCUCCAAUCCAGCAGCAGCCACAUUCGGCGCCUCACCUUGCGCCAAGUCAGCCCCUCACACACCCGCUGCCACCGGGGCCUGUCUUUCCCAGACAGUCGUCGCCCAAUGUUCCGCUCCCGGCCAAGCCAGGGUCCGGGCAAUCGUUCCCGACGCAAAUGAUAGCGCAAGCACCUACACAUGUUGUGCAGUCGCAGAGUCUGCUCGCUAAGUGGGGCACGCCUUCGUCACUGCCUGCAAAGCCGCCUCCUUCGAGAGAGCCCUACGAUGGUGCGAAGAUUUCGCAGAUCCAGCGGCAACCGUUCAACGCUGCGGCCGCGGCUCGCCAGUCUGGUGGGUUUCCGCCGUACUCAAUGCCGCCGGGACAUCUGGUCAGUGGUGCUGGCCCAUACAAGGGUUAG